Ixodes scapularis (black-legged tick) is the source of this 2698-nucleotide messenger RNA. RefSeq lists its product as uncharacterized. Bases 1 to 1494 code for a protein of 497 amino acids. NCBI's taxonomy places the organism in Eukaryota, Metazoa, Arthropoda, Arachnida, Ixodida, Ixodidae. The record is from RefSeq and is a predicted model, not a curated record. The transcript is spliced from 10 exons.
AUGUCUAGGGAGUGCAACGUGUCUGCUGAGGCGGCUGACCCUCUGAUGGAAAAAAAAUAUCUGGUCUGCGCUUCGAAGCUCCUAGAGUUGUUUUCGAUCUGUAAGGAGUGCCUGGCCCCAACAGAGACGAAACUGAAGCAACGGGGGACCCUGCUUCACGCCGUUACUACAUGUGUUAGGGGCCAUACGACUGUAUGGGAAAAUCAGCCAACGAUUAACGGCAAGGCGCUGAUGAACAUCAUCUUGCCGGCCGCUAUAACAUACUCUGGCGCCAGCCCUACACGUGUUCUGCGCCUUCUGGGGUCAAUAGGUGUCGCUGUGAUACACAAGACUCAGUUCUUCAAGGUCCAACGCUGUCUGGUCUUCCCAGCUGCAACAAAGGUCUGGAAAACGGAGCAAACUGUCCUCCUGACAUCAAUCUGUGGCACUGGCCUUCACUUGGCCGGUGACGGCCGUGCAGACUCACCCGGCUAUUCUGCCAAAUAUGGGACCUAUAGCUUGCUAGAAACCAACAUCAACAAGAUCCUGCACUAUGAGGUUGUCCAGUCGAACGAGGUCAAGUCAAGCAACCAUAUGGAGACUGAGGGCCUCAAACGUUCUUUCGACUACCUCCAGGGUUGGGGGUUCUUCCCGGAUGUACCUGUGACAGACCGGCACUUUGGAGUGAGUGCCCUCAUGAAGGACAGCUACCCGAACACGAAGCACCGUUUCGAUGCUUGGCACAUUGCUAAAGGAAUUGGGAGCAAGCUUGCUACUGCAGGAAAGACAAAGCGAAACAGCAUCCUGAAUAACUGGGUGAAGACUGUUCGUGCCCAUGUUUAUUGGUGUGCUCAAACCAGUAACGACAACGGUGCAAUGGUGCUGGCCAAAUGGAAGUCGUUGAUGCGACAUGUCGUAGACGUGCACCAGCACCCUGACCCGAUGUACCCUGCGUGCACCCAUGCCUCGAUAGAGGACCGCUGGUGGCUUCUUGAAGGAUCUGAGCCAUACAUCGCACUGGAAAAAGUUGUGAUGUCGCAUCAGCUUUUGAAAGACAUCCCAAGGAUCUCUGGAGAUGGCCAGACGUACCGCUUGGAGUCUUUCCACAGCCUGCUCAUCAGGUUUACACCCAAGUCAACUCACUUCACUGUAGAGGGCAUGGUGGCACGGACUUCCAUUGCUGUCCUCCACUACAAUGAAAAUUCAGAACGGAAACAAGCCAAAACAAAAGACAGCAAGGAGCGGUAUGCACUCCAAUACCCGAAGGCGAGAAAAGGCGAAUGGGUUGUAAAACAAAUCAUGGAGCCUGCGUCAUACGAUUAUGUCCACAAGCUCCUCAGCUGCUGCCUGGAGUUGGCGGAAGCCGUCCCCACCUACAAGGAGGCCGAGGCCGCCUAUGUUCCCUGCUCUCGUAGGCAGCCCCUGUGCAGUGCAUCCCAGAGGCCGAACAAAGAAGCUGCAGUCCUAGCCCACAGGACCCGGUUUCACACUCAACAACGCCAGGGCCAAUGUUAGGCAUGGAUGGAAAUCGCUCCCGGAUCUUGCCGACCACACAGCAUGGGAGCCUGACACGGCGGUGACGGCCCAGCUUCCCCCAGACCCACCACACGAACUGCUUGUAGGCUGUAAAUCUGUAUGUUCUGCAAAUGGUAUGCCCACAGACACUCAUUAGUUUGCGAAAACAAUCACGUACUGCGGUGCAUGUUGGGAACAGACAAGCAAUGCAGUGUAAUGAACAUGUGAUGCUGAUGAACUUUCCGUAGAAGUUCAGGAGCCCCAGAUAUGCCCAGAGUUCUUUUUGGUCUUUGGGCGUCUUCGCCUGUAGGAUAGCAUCCACCUUCUUGGGAUUUGGGUGAAUUCCUUGUUGGUCUGCAACAUGUCCUAGGUAGGUACUCGAUAGAGUCCUGCAUGAAGCAGCAUUUUUCUUUCCCUUGAGUUUUUGCCAUAUGUGAUGUUGAUCGUUCUUGAAAGUUACCACAAUGUCAUCCUGAAAGGCACCUGUGUAUGUUAAGUUCCCAAUGAGUUCUUCGAUGAUGCGUUGGAAGAUAGCUGAUGCUGGGGGUUAUUCCAAAUGGCACUCUGUUCACCUGAUAGAGCCCUUUAUGUGUGUUGAUCACUGUGAGAUCUCUUGAUUCUUCUGUUCAGGGGAUCUGGAAGUAGGCUUGUCUGCAAUCCAGCUUAGUGAACUUCUCUCUCCAUGACCAGUCUUCACAAAGAGAUCUUCAGUAUUGAGUGUAACCUUGUAAUUCCCGCAUAUGCCAGCAUACUUGUCGGUUUGCCUUCAUCACUGGAACAAUUGGAGUCGCCCACUCACUCCUCAUCACAGGAGUGAUUAUGUGCUUUUCCUCAAGACGUAAUCUUUUGUCGGAGGGCGUAUGGAACUGACCUUGGUCUGAGAAGCUUUGGUUGAGCAUCAUCAUUCACGCCGAUUUUCAUGGCAUAGUUCAUCAGCUCUCGGACCUUCUAAGAUGGAACUGUGUUCCUGUUGCACUCUUGCGAGAGUUAAGGUUUCUGCGCGCACGUUGUGCACUUCCUUCUAGUUCACUUGAAAAUCCUGAAGCAAUGCCCGUCCCAGUGUGGGAGGUCCCCCUUUCUUCACCACUUGAAUUUUAUGAUGCAUGACUUGCCCGUUUUACUGCAUCUCCACUUGAACCAUUCCCUCUGGAAUGAUGGGCUUGCCAUUGUAUGGCUUCAGCGUUAUUCCCAAAGGUUUCAACUG